Molecule: messenger RNA, 5439 nt
Organism: Stegastes partitus (bicolor damselfish)
Lineage: Eukaryota; Metazoa; Chordata; Actinopteri; Pomacentridae
Gene: ankle1
Product: probable GPI-anchored adhesin-like protein PGA55
Exons: 9
Coding region: 161-3658 (1165 amino acids)
Biological process (GO): double-strand break repair via homologous recombination; resolution of meiotic recombination intermediates
Cellular component (GO): cytoplasm; nucleoplasm
Molecular function (GO): protein binding; DNA endonuclease activity
Source: RefSeq, a predicted model, not a curated record
AUUUUAGUAUGCGCGAGCAAUGUUUAGGUUUUUGCAGCUUCUCAGUUGCUGUUAGCUUCGUCAGCUAACGUUAGCCUUAAAGUUAUCUGUACACGGCUAGGCCAUGAGACAAUUCUUGGGCCGCAUGAUUAUGAUGUAGACAACUUAUAAACAAGUGAGCAUGGCCAUGGACCGAAAGACGAGGAGGCUGGAGAGUCAGCUGUGUAAAGCGGUGAACGAUGGAGACCCCAGAUCUGUGCAGCUGCUUCUUUCUGAAGGUGCAAAGCCUGACGUGGUGGGUAGUAAAGGGGUGGCUGCAUUACAUUUGGCGGUUGGCAAAGAAACUGAGAAGAACACACGCUGCUUGAAAAUGUUGCUGCAACAUGGAGCAGACCCCAAUAUCAGGUCAUCAGAGGGCCUGACUCCUCUUCAUGUUGCUGCACUGUGGGGAUGUUAUCAAAAUCUCAAGCUGCUUUUAAUAAAUGGAGGGGAUCCAAACAUUAAGGAUAAUGAUGGAAACACACCAGGGCAGCUUGCAGAGCAACAAGAAAAUCAAAAAUGUGCUCAUCUUCUUCGCGAGUACCAGGGCAGCUCAGUGGACACAGAGGAGGACGAGGAUUUGCCUCAGUUCCAAUACUCUUUAUAUUCAGACCAGACAGACAUGUCCAGCUAUCCUGAAUCAGACUACAGCUUCAGUUCCCACUCGUCGAUGAUAAGUGAUUUUGGUGAAGCCCCAUUGAGCAGCACAAGGCGCUCAUCAUUUUUCAACCUGUCUAACAUUAAUGGGAGACCAGGUUGCAGAGGAAUAUCAUAUAACAGACUUUCUGGUUCCAUAUUAUCAAGCACUCGGAUGUCUGCAGUAGGACCUGCAGUUGGAAUGUCGAUUCUUAAAGAGGAUGAUUUAUGUACCAACGAUGGCUUGUUUACGUCAAAAGCAAAUGGACUUGCUGCAACAACUGAUGGCGUAAUCUCUCCUUCCAGAAGAGAAACUCUUCCAGCAUUUGCCUCCAGGCGAGCAGUUCGGAAGAGUGUGAGCUUCAGAGACGUAGAUGAAUAUUUCCCAGUUUUCAGUCCUGAAUCUCCUGAACAGCGUCCUGCUGCUGAUGGCGGCCAGUGCAGCAACACCUUACCUUUUGACAUGUCUGAAUACUCAGAAUUCCUGGAUUCAGACCGCAUGGCCACGGUUUUACAAAAGCAGGGCAUUGAUGUCACAUCACCGGAUCACGUUUAUGUCUUCUGCAGGGAAAGCAGUGAGAGCACAGACGAGGACUUGGAGAAAACAGUCAUAAGUCACUGUGCUUUAGAGGAGAGUGAUGAUGAACAGGAGGGAGAAAAUGUAGAAGAGGCUCAAGUGAAUACACCUCAACGGCGAGUGCAUUCUCGUGUUGGCAGCAGUAGCAGUGGGACAAGUAGCAGUCAUUAUAGUAGCUGUGAAAGCGACCAUUACACUAGUGCUCUGGAUGCUUCCACACACCCCAGACAUCUUUUACCCCCUGUGGGAGAAGAAGUUUCUGCCGGGACUGAAUCUGAUAAAAGGGCUCAGAUUUCUACAGGUGCUGAUUCUCAUUUCACUGGGCAAGAAGUGAAUCUUUCACCUGUUCAAGCAGAACCCAAGCUGGACUCAAAACAUGGACUAACAGAGCCGUUAGCGGGUAUGCUUGAUAAACUGACCUUGUCUGAAGUAGAGCACCCACAAAAUGAUGUAUUAGAAGCUUUUAGUGGUGCUGUGGACAUUUCAGGUAAAGGAGGUGUGGACACCGCAGUGACAGACGCCAGAUCUGACACAACUGAAGCAUUAGAACAAAACUUUUCAUUCACCCCGAGUCCGUUUGUGACAGGCAGGACACAGUCGAGGUUGAGUCGCUGCUCAAUGAGAACAAGCAGAACCCCUGAAAGCCUCUUCAUCACAUCUUCAUUGUUUGAAGAGACCCUGCCCACACCGGUUCGAUCCCGCCGCCAAACACCCAGGUCUCAGAGCAGUGAAGACUUUUACAACUCACCACAUGCACCUCACGGUACUCCAUCGUGUUUAGGGAGUAGCACAGGAGGAGACUCCCAGCCUGCUGAUUGCCAGGAUACACAGUCCAGCACUCUUAGAGCCAGCUCAAGUGUUAGCAAUAGCCAGGCUGAUACACUCAUCCUCCCUAAGAGCGUAACGGACUCUACUGUUGAAUCAGAGACUCUGUGUGACACAAUUUUAAUAGAGAAAAACCAGGAUGAGACAGUUGAUGCUUAUGAGAGAAACCUUGCAGAGAUAAUUCGUGCUAUGCGAGGACAGGACAGGGAUCUUGCUGAAGGUGGUGAAUUUCUGACUGAUGAUCUGACAAGUGCAGAUGAGACAAAUAAAAAUGUGAAUGAUGCCCCUGAUAAGAUAGACAGCCUAAAAAAUGAUGAUGCCUGGGUCACUGAGGACUACAGCUCUCAGCCAGACUGUGCGUCAUCUUCAUCCAGCUCCAGCUAUUUUUCCCCGCGGAGGUCCAGGGAAGACUCUGACCCUCCCGGCACCCCCGGCACCGGCUGCACCCCGAGGUACAGCAUGAGCAGGCUGUCAAGCUGCCGCAGGCCACAGCUGGCUAACCUGUCUUACACCCCGGGAGGGCGUCCACUCAUUCAGGACCUGGACGAACCGGUGGAGUAUCUCUACACCGACACAGAGCGGGGCCACAAACUGAUUGAGACCCAUGUCCCACCUACAACAGACACCUCACUCAGCUCCAGCAUGAGCACUACAAGCAGUGAGGAGACCGUCCUCUAUGACUGGCGUUCCUUGCAGACUGACAUGAAGGGAGCCAAAGGAAAAGAGAACCAGAAACCCCAGAUUGUGGUAGAGAAAGAGGAAAGUGAUGACUGCGAGGACAGAUUGUUGCCAGACACCAGUGGGAUGACUGACAGGGAGCUGAGACUGAGGCUAGUGGAGCUGGGAGAGAGCCCAGGUCCGAUCAGCAGCCGCACCAGGCCCACCUACAUGCGAAGGCUGCGCCGCCUGUUACUGGAAUCAAACUCCAAAUCACAGCAUCUUCAGAAGCAGAUAGGCGAGCCACAAGCAGAUUUAAAUUAUAGUCCAGAGUUGUGCCGGGUCCUGCAGAUUUUCGAGCUGCCUGCCUGCCAGGCCGACGAGCAGGCUUUGUGCCAGCAGUUUGACCAACCGGAUCAAAACAGGAAGUGGAGGGAAGGCAUCAUCAAAUCCAGCUUCAACUACCUGCUGCUGGACCCAAGGGUGACCAAAAACCUCCCGUUCCGCUGUCACACCCUGCCUCCACAGGAGUGUUUCCAGACUUUUAUCCGUGCUAUAUUUUAUGUGGGCAAAGGAAAACGUUCCCGCCCCUACAGUCACCUGUAUGAGGCUUUAGAGUACUAUAAAGGGGAAAAAACAUGCAAGAGACUGUGCCCCAAAGUGCAGCACAUCCUUCAGGUGUGGAAGGCAGGACAGGGCGUCAUCUCUCUGCAUUGUUUCCAGAAUGUCAUUCCAGUGGAAGCUUACACAAGAGAGGCCUGCAUGGUGGAGGCCAUGGGGUUGAAGAUGCUCACCAAUCAGAAGCGAGGGGAUUUCUAUGGCCUCGUGUCCAACUGGCAGGUGAAGAAGAAGCGGGAGCUUGGCAUCCACCUGCUAUACAGGGCCAUGCAGAUCUUCCUGGCUGAGGGUGAGAGACAGCUCAGACCAGCAGACAUAAGACAGUAGAGAAACCCACUGGAGGGGUUUAUGAACAGUAGCAACACACCAACGCACAGAGGGGAAAAUGCCACUACUUCACAAAGCAAGCCUUUGUUGGUCAAACGCUGGGGUGUUGUUUAUAACGUCAAGAGCUCUUGGGCUGGUAUCUUGCAUUUAAUUAUCUUUCUGCUACAAAUGAACUCUGAUCUCUCCGUUUCCAACAAUUUGUGAUCUGUCAAAUGUGAUAUUAGGGCUGGAAAACACAGACACAAAAUCAUUAUACAGCGUCUGAAUGUUUCACUCAUUUCUACCGUGCAAUUUAGAGAAAAUCAAGGAUUUGGACACCAAGUAACAAUUAUAACAUAUUCAGUAGAGGAACACUUUGCUUUUGACGAAGUUUUCUAUCGUUUUGGCUCGAUUUACAGCAAAGUCUAUACUCUGAUCUUCUCCUGUAUUACUUGAUCAAGCUGUGUAUCUGUGAGAGAAGCAUUUUUUAAAAUCCAAUUCUCUGAUUCACAAAAAGUAAUCGGUGAAUUGAGGUAUCACCAGAGCAUUACAGGCGGAGUGACUGCACCUCUUAAAGAAUGUAUUCAUGGAACAAAUUAACACGAGUAAAACUGGAUCAGUCAUAAUGUCCAUGCAUUGAUUUUAAUAUAGAAUCACGCAGCCCAGGGUUUCCCUUUGAAAAGGUGUGUUUUGAAUUCGUUUCUUUUUGUAUGCGCGCUUCAUGCAGAUUGGAGCUUAACUUUCUCUGUGCAGUUCCUUUAAUCUUCCCACGUAUGACUGAAAAUAAUGCAAAUAAGUGCAUUUCAGCUGAAUCAAGUUUCUGGUGUCUCAGCACACAUACUCCAUCCAUAAUGUCUGAAAGCAUAUUUUUCAAAGACGCUAGGAGAAUGAUACAAAUGAAGGAAGCCUGGCAGUCACUCAGGUUAUUUUUGUAGUGUAAAAACACAUGAUAAUUUUUUUUAGAGUUUGGUAACUAGCACGAUAGGUGUCAUUGAAUCCAGUGUUUGUCAAAAUGUGGUAUAAUUUGUCUACAUGGCUGGUUUUCCAUUCUAUUAGCCAUUCUGUUUUUGUAAAAAAAAAAAAGAAAAAAAACACGACAUUGUACUGACAAUAUAAUUAGAGGGUGAAGCAAGUUGAUGUUUUAGUUUUUAAAAGGUGAAUUAGCGCUUAAGAUGUUAAAGUCAGGCCACUGUCUGACUCAUUAGUAGAAAGUAGUUGUAGUUUGUGCUCUUUGCACCAUUUUAUGUUCUAGUAUGCAGAAUAUAUAGACUGGACGCCUUAUCUCUGAUUAUUUGGAGUCUUCGUAGUUUUAUAAGCUUUUGAAACAAAUGAGAAAUGGAGACACAUUAGUCACAGUAACCACAAACUGAAGUCGCACUGUCUCACAAUCUCGUCUACACAACAAUGACCAGGGCGCUUAGUUUCAGAAGCGUUCAUCAUCUUCUCAGGGCGUUACAGGUGAUGACUCGUCUGGAAGCUGCACAUUUUUAUUAUACGACAAUAAGGCAUUAUUACUAACAGCUGCAAAAUGUAGUUUUUUUUACCCCCCGAUCCUCAGGUUUACAAUCAAGAUAUUAUGUCCUAUAGGGAAGUAAAACACUGUUAAGCAUUAACUUUCAUAUGAGGUGAAAGAAAAAAAAAAAUCUCAACAGAAAACAGUGCACACACAAGGCGUUGACACAGUUUUUCCAGUUUUUUCUCAUUGGUAAAGAUUUACAAAUAAAGCCCCUUGACUGUAAUCUGUGCUUUUUGACUGCUUUUUAAUCUGUCAUGUGCAACAAUACACUUAUAACUUUUCAAAA